Molecule: messenger RNA, 781 nt
Organism: Dunckerocampus dactyliophorus (ringed pipefish)
Lineage: Eukaryota; Metazoa; Chordata; Actinopteri; Syngnathiformes; Syngnathidae
Gene: il12a
Product: interleukin 12a
Exons: 7
Coding region: 1-627 (208 amino acids)
Biological process (GO): immune response
Cellular component (GO): extracellular region
Molecular function (GO): growth factor activity; interleukin-12 receptor binding
Source: RefSeq, a predicted model, not a curated record
AUGGCACACUUUAUUUCCUACUUGAUGAGCUGUUUGCUGCUUACCUCCACCUUGAACUGGCGCACAUCCACCUCACUGCCUGUGCGCAACCUGAGCGCGCAAGAGUGCGCAACCUGCUCCACGCUCUUCCGAAGACUCCUGGUCAACAUCACAGGGCUUCUCAGUAGUGAUGUUUUGUGUUACGGCGUCGCAUCUGAACGAGUUACGAUGAGCGGCUCAGCUGACACGUUACGCGCAUGCGCGCCCGUGAUGCAACAGAAUUCAGGCUGCAUGGUGCAGAGAAAUUCCUCCUUCAGUGAGGGUGAGUGUCUGAUGAACAUCAUGAGGGACGUGCUCCACUACCAUUCUGUCAUUCAGUCCUACCUCAAGUCUGCACUCAGAAGCCCUGAAGAAGAAAGUGCGCUUUUGCGCCCGACGUUGGAACUCAUCCAGAACCUAAAGAAGAACUGUUCCCUCAUCUCCAAUGGAGGAGAAGACUUGGCGGAGGAGAACGCGUCCCCAAGGUGGGGAGACAACACCUUCACCAACAGACUGGAGAUGUGCAAGAUGAUGAGAGGCUUCUACGUCCGAGCCAUCACCAUCAACAGAGCCAUGGGCUACAUCUCCUCAGGAGACCAUAGGAAGUAAACCAUCCCGCUCAGCGGCGCCGCCUUUUCCUAUACGCAUAUCCACAGCACAACGUGGAAGAACAAAAACGGCAAAAACAUCCCAAAUUAAAAGACUAGUUUACUUAAAGCACAUUCAUUUCAUGUUGUUUGAUCUGAUGCUGAGUGAUGACAAA